This is a messenger RNA of Bactrocera oleae (olive fruit fly), 676 nucleotides long. The record is from RefSeq and is a predicted model, not a curated record. Lineage: Eukaryota; Metazoa; Arthropoda; Insecta; Diptera; Tephritidae.
CAACAAAGCGGCAACUUCUUGCUAGUGUCGUCAUAACUACAUGACCCACGACAGGGACGUGCCACCUGUACCACUAGUAAAAUGCCAAUGCAAGAUACACCAUAUGGGGAAGCAUCAACACAAUCACCAGGGGCCAACUUUCAUUUUCCCAAGUUCGGAAAUUUUUUCGGGUUGGGAGGAAGUCCUGGAUCUUUCACUAUCAACAGAAACAGAUAGCCUGAUCGUCGAUGACUGGAGGAUGUCAAUGGAGCCAUCUAUGUCGAAUUACUCCUGGAUACUCUUAAGCGAGAAAUCCAAUACUCCUUUCCAAUAUCAAAACCCCAGGAAAACAGCAUGGGAUAAAUUUAACAAAAUAGCAACAAAAACCUUAAAAGUAAAUAGUUUUAUGAAUAAAAUCACUUAUUUAAAGACGAAGGUUGGAGCCUGGACCUCCUCUGCUGGCGAAUCUUUUGAGGAACUCCUAAAAACACACUUCUCUGGUAGUCAGCAACCCGCUGUUGAGAUACAACCUGACAUGCGUGCAAAUGCGGCAGACCGAUCCGACCACAUAGUGAGUAAGAAGAAAGUUAUAUACGCUAUACAAGGCCAGUAUUCAACUACUUGUAUGUUACAUCCCAAGAAGUUGGGCAAGAGUCAAAGUGGUGUUCCUCCCUUAACCAGACCGAAGAACACAUGA